UCACGUGUUGUAGUCGUCGCGAUGCCAUGGAAACCUGACGCUAACCAAAAUAGUAUUUCUGGUACUGUGGCAUUUUUCCAGUGGUUUUGAGCCGGAAAAGUAUAUUGGUCGCAGCAUGUGUUUGCAUGCUAAAUAGUAGAAAUACACGCAAACAAAAAAAUAGAACAAGCUUUUGAAAAUGUCUCAAAAAGCCACAAAAGUGGUUGUUGAACUGCACAUCAGAGCGGUGACCUGUCCUGGUGUGUUUUUGGUGGACAAAGAUGACGUCUACCUCAGCGUGUGCAUCCUGCGUCAUUAUAAAAACUCUGUAUGUCACCCAGCUGUCUUCCCUCUCCUGUUCAAUGAAAAAAUGAGAUUUGAGAAGGUUUUCAAGCAAGUCAAUGACCCAGCUGAAGUUGCUGAGCUCUUGGAAAGCGAAACUGUGACAUUUGAGCUGAUACAGCAGAUUCCCCCAGCGGGGGAGUCACUGGCAUACUUUGAAGUGGAUGCCCGGACAUUUUUAUUUCCUGAGCCCAAGCUGGUGCCCUCCUCACCAGGGGUGGACAGAGAGGUGCUGAUGACACGGGCUCCAACCUUCCCUGGAAUUGCACCCAGGAUCGAAUUUUCCACCAGAACGACCAUCAUCGAAUGCUCUGCCAGAUCAGAGAAUGCCAUUAACCCCGAUGUACCCCCGAGGAUAGCGCCCAAGAAAGUGAACUCCAAGAGGGGUGUGAGGAAAGCCGGCACCGCCGAGGCCGGGGGGCGUGCUUCAUCGGCGGUGAGGAAGAGGAUGCCCGGGGGCGGGCUGGCUGGCGCUGAGCUGAGAGGGGAGAAACCGCGCUCCCGUUCUCUGUCCCCAUUCACCGUCGGCGUGAGGAAGGUCUCUCACCGGAACACUGUCAGGCAACCAAUGACGGGCCAGGAAGGCUCCAGACCUGAGCCACAGGUAAACGGUAGCCGCUCUGAAAGUAAGCAUAAAUCCGCACAACAUCUGCCCCAAAAUUCGUUCAAGAAGGAAAUACUCAGGAGAACCUAUCCACUGCUUCCAAGGUCAUGGCCCAUUACUGAUUCUAGGGGGAGCGUAAAUCAAAGUUAUUCAUCUGACUGGGCUCGGGAGCCCGAGGAGGACGAAUUACGGUGGGCCGGCGCGGAUGACCGUCGCCCUAACUCCGUGGUGACCCGCGGCCCGCCGCGAGCCGUUCUGAGCGGCAGCCUGAGCAGGAGCAGGAGCCCCGAUUCCCAGCACAUGUGGGAGGACAUCCAUGAACGAGUACGAGCCCUCCUCACCUCCUCCAGAGCCAUGCAGCGGCUGGCGUAUGGAGCGACGGACUCGGAGAUCGAUGAUGUGAUCGCGAGGAGAUGCGCCACACCGCAUUCUUGUCCCAUCUAGAGGGAACGCCCCGUGGAGAUGAGGUCUACAGAUAAGACUCGCCAAAUUUUCAAGAACCUGAAGAAUCCAACAAUUUGGGCUCCGAUACAUUUCAACAUUGAUUUUACAAUGCAAUAAUGUCAUAUUUCAUUCUUUGCGCUUGUAUGUCAUUGAUGAAUGAGAAAUACAGCAGGAUAGCAGCUGGCGUGUUAUUGAUUAAAGCUGUCAGUGUAAUGGAAAGUCUCA
Molecule: messenger RNA, 1594 nt
Organism: Anguilla rostrata (American eel)
Lineage: Eukaryota; Metazoa; Chordata; Actinopteri; Anguilliformes; Anguillidae
Gene: spata6l
Product: spermatogenesis associated 6-like
Exons: 13
Coding region: 179-1369 (396 amino acids)
Biological process (GO): spermatogenesis
Molecular function (GO): myosin light chain binding
Source: RefSeq, a predicted model, not a curated record